Molecule: messenger RNA, 1323 nt
Organism: Ornithorhynchus anatinus (platypus)
Lineage: Eukaryota; Metazoa; Chordata; Mammalia; Monotremata; Ornithorhynchidae
Gene: DOK1
Product: docking protein 1
Biological process (GO): cell surface receptor protein tyrosine kinase signaling pathway; positive regulation of MAPK cascade
Cellular component (GO): cytoplasm
Source: RefSeq, a predicted model, not a curated record
GGGCCCGGGCCUGGGCCGGACCUGGGGGGGGGGCCCGGGGGGCGAAGGUCAGAGGUCAUGGACGAGGCCGCCCUGGAGGGCCCCCUCUUCGUGCACGGCCAGAGUCACCGCUUCGGGGCCAAGAAGUGGAAGAAGACGUGGUCGGUCCUCUACCCGUCCGGCCGGCACGGAGUGGCCCGCCUGGAGUUCUUCGACGGCAAGGGGCCCGGCGGGGCCGAGCGCCCGGGUUCCCGGCGCCUGGACCGCAAGGUCAUCCGCCUGGCCGACUGCGUCGGCGUCGCCCCCGCGGUCCUGGACGGCGUCCCCCGGCCCGGCACGGCGGCCUUCCGCCUCGACACCGCCCGCCGCUCCUACCUCUUCGCCGCCGAGCGCGAGGCCAGCGCCGCCUGGGUCCAGACGCUCCGCCGCAUCGCCUUCCCGGACGGCCCGAGCCCGGGCUCCGCGGACGGCGGUCCGGGCCCGGCGGCGGCCCUGGAGAUGCUGGAGAAUUCCCUCUACUGCUCCAGGGAAGAAGCGUCGGAGUUCUGGGUGACGGUGCAGAGGACGGAGGCGGCCGAGCGCUGCGGGCUCCGGGGCCCCUACCUGCUGCGGACGGAGGAGCGGGGGCUGAGCCUGGCCGAGCCCCGGGCCCGGGAGCCCCUCUUCACCUGGCCCUACACGCUGCUGAGGCGCUACGGCCGCGAUCGGGUGAUGUUUUCCUUCGAGGCCGGCCGGCGCUGCUCCUCGGGCCCCGGGAACUUCACGUUCGAGACGGAGCAGGGCGACCGGAUCUUCCGGGCGGUGGAGUCGGCCAUCCGCCGCCAGAGGCCCGGGGGCGGGGCCGCCGCAGCCGGCUCCCUGGAGGGCGGGAGCCCCCCGCCCCGCCCCCGCCCGGCGGGCGGCCGACCGCGCGGCCCCGGGGGCGACGGGCCGCCCGCCGGCCUCUACGCCGAGCCCCUGGACGCGCUGCGGGCCGUCCCCGCCCCGGCCCGCGACCCCCUGUACUCGGACCCCGUGGACAGCCGGGAGCGGGGCCGGGCCGGGGGCCGGCGGAAGGACCCCCGGCCCUUCCGGGGCCUGUACGAGCACGUCCGGCAGCGGCUCGCGGACGCGUCGCUGGGCGGGCCGGCCGAGCCCGUCUACACCGAGCCCGGGGGCCCCGCCGCCCCCGCGCCCCCCGCCCUCUACGCCGAGGCCGAAGACCCCCGGGAGGCCUGGCGCUGCCGGGCCCGGCCGCGGGACUCCGGCUACGAGUUCCCCUACGACCCCGCCGUCGACGACUACGCCGUCCCGCCCUUCUGCGCCUCGGCCCCCCGCGGCCCCAAGCCCCUCCCCGCCCCCAAG